Messenger RNA from Pisolithus orientalis, 1866 nucleotides. RefSeq names its product P-loop containing nucleoside triphosphate hydrolase protein. Gene Ontology annotation, molecular function: 5'-3' DNA helicase activity. The record is from RefSeq and is a predicted model, not a curated record. NCBI's taxonomy places the organism in Eukaryota, Fungi, Basidiomycota, Agaricomycetes, Boletales, Pisolithaceae. The transcript is spliced from 7 exons. Bases 1 to 1866 code for a protein of 621 amino acids.
AUGGAAGGAAGGGACCUCCUCGAGGAACACAUUCUCUGCAACACGGAAUACCAGAAGUAUGCAUUCAACAUGGAUCGUAUUGCUAUCGCCUUGUACUUGGACCUGAUGCUGCGCAUUGAUCGUGCAGUAGAUAUGCUCUCGGUGUCCUUGGGUGACAGGCGAUCCCUGGAGGCCCUUCUGGAUGCAAUGGGUGGCCAGCCGACUUUGCAUCAGUUAAACGUGAAUGAAUUGUUUUUCACUAAUGAUUUCCGCUCCGUAUCAGAUUCAGACCUUGUCCAGCAAGCCUGGGAAGCUUGUCAGGCGGCGAUCCUCCCUCACAUGGCUGAGCGCUUUCACACGGUGGGAAGAAUCAGAACGAAUACAAUACCAGAUGAGCAUAUGACGGUGCUUGCCAAGAUCUCCCGUGAUGGAGACCUUCUGAAUUCCUUGAAGCCGUUUAUCAUGAAGAACGAUGUUAUGCCAGGCAUCACAAUGAACACGGAUAAUCUCACGUUGACUUGUAGUCGUUAUCUAACUCGUAUCAGAAAUUCAACGCGGCAGCUCCUCCAGAUAGAAACACCGAAGGGUGCUCAACUGUUGGGUCGUGCUAUCCGCGUCGAAGGACGGCAUGCCCAUAUCGAAAUUUCGGGACCCCUUGAGGGCAAUGCGAUAAGGUCUGUGAUGACGUUCGGCAAGGCAUACCUCACGUCUGCAGAUGCUUGCCGCGAAAAGGUUAUCCUCGCGAUCUUGAAAGGGUCCACGCUUUUGUCACAUCCGCUUGUUAAGGCCAUAUGGUUUCCCAACCAGCCAAUCUGCUGGAUGCCAUCCAGCCACCUGAAGCCCAAAAUACCGAUUUCUUAUGCAAACGUUAAAGUCAAUCCCUCUCAGGGAAGAGCCAUCGGGAAAAUCUUGUCUGCCUCAGAUAUGGAUCGAGUGGUCUUGAUUCAGGGACCCCCAGGAACCGGCAAGACGACAGUCAUUACUGCCGCAGUCACCAGCAUUAUUUCGUUCCCCGCUGCCAGUAGUCGGGCCAUUUGGAUAGCUGCACAAUCGAAUGUCGCUGUGAAGAACAUUGCUGAGAAGUUUGCCAAAAUAGGCUUCUAUGACUUCGCAUUGCUAGUGUCAAAGGGAUUUCACUUUGACUGGCAUGAACAUCUUUACGAGAAGCUUGAAUCGUGCCUUAUUCGCUCUGGAACAUUCAGUCGCGAAGGCGUUGGCGCGUCCAGGCAACUUCGCGGGGCCAGAGUCAUCCUGUGCACAGUAGGGAUAUUAUCAAAUAACCAUAUCGAACCCUUCCGUCGUGUCAAUCCAGUGGACAUGCUAAUCUUCGACGAAGGGAGUCAGAUAGAAGUCGGAAAUUACCUUGCAGUUUUCGACCGUUUUAAGUUCACCCUCUCGAAGAUCGUCUUCAUCGGAGACAACAAGCAGCUGCUACCUUAUGGGCAAAGGGAGAUCCCGACACUACAUAGCAUUUGCGAAGUCAACCACCUGCGCAAAAAAGCAAUAUUCUUGGAUACGCAAUAUCGCAUACCUCGCGUGCUCGGCGACUUCAUUUCACAGAGAGUCUAUAACGGGAAAUUGAAGACCUGUCAUGCAAACUCGGUCAGUCUCCCAUGCCGCUUCGUCGACGUUGAAAGAGGACAUGAAGAACGAUCAGGAAAGAGUUGGAUCAAUUCGUCAGAGGCGCAAGUUGUAGUGCAGAUCGCCGCUGCAUACCAAGCCAAGGCACUUGACUUUCGUAUCAUCACACCGUACGAUGCCCAACGCUCUCUUAUUGAACGUGAGCUGCAGGUGGCGAACGUACGUCAUGAAGACAAAGUAUUCAACAUAGAUUCAUUUCAAGGUUUGCUCUCUCAUCCUGGCUCUGCCCUUCCAAGCUCAACCUAA